This is a messenger RNA of Osmerus eperlanus (European smelt), 2826 nucleotides long. RefSeq lists its product as uncharacterized. The transcript has 4 exons. The record is from RefSeq and is a predicted model, not a curated record. NCBI's taxonomy places the organism in Eukaryota, Metazoa, Chordata, Actinopteri, Osmeriformes, Osmeridae. Bases 664 to 2175 code for a protein of 503 amino acids.
UAGUUGUUGACAGUGUAAACAAGGCACCAAACGGCUAUCAAUGACGAAUCCCAUCGUUCAAACGAGAUUAAAGCCCUGCCAAUUCACUGGGAUUAAAUCGCGUUAUUUUAAGGAACCUUUAACCUGCAUUAAUAGGAUUUAAGAGUGGAUGAGUUUCAAGUGACAGCCGCCCCUUCAACACAGUAAAUACACUCCCUAACACUCAUUGAACCGGCAAAUUGAAUACCCCCAAAUUGAGUUUCAACAAAGAAAAAUUACUGUAAUGUACCAACCGGUGUAGAACAGCAGGACUACGGAGAGGUUUAAACACUUGGUAGUAACAGGAGUAACCUGCGAUUUCAACGAUGUGCAUACUUCGCUGUGAUUGGCUAACACUGGCUACGUAGUGAAUUAGUGAAUUACCUGUGACAAGGUGCAGUUGAACACGACUUGAUCAGACUGAACAUCAACGGCGCGUAUUUCAUCAAUUUCACUUCUGGGAUGUAUUCAUUGGAAAGACUUUUAACAUAACGGUUUCUAGAAUUUCAUUGACUUUCCAGUGAAACAUCUGAUUCAAAACAAUCUUCCUCUCCUGUCACACGAACCAGACGGGCACCUCUGAAAGAAACUGUGGACUUCCAACCACAGGCAGUCUAGAGUCCACAACCCACCUUCCCCUCUACCAUGCCAAAGAGUGACACGUGGCCUGGUGGCAUCACCAUGGAGACCAUGGCUGGCAUGGACAGCGCGGGAAGUUGUGACAGUGUGGUCAGCAUGAACUCGAGUCACAGUGACGACAGCCUGAAGCAUCUCUCUGCUGAGGAGAAGGCCUGCCUCAUGUUCCUGGAGGAGACUAUCGAGUCCCUCAGCACCGAGGAAGACAGCGGACUGUCCAAUGACGAGCCAGAUCGUCUUCCCGUCCCCGGCAACGUGGCUAACAAGAUGGCCCAUCUCUCAGCCUCCAUGGGGCAAAGCAAGCUUUACAAUGUAUCCAGACAUACCUGUGACCAGCCAGACAGGGAGGAAGGUAAGCUAUCUGAGCCAGCGUACAGCUACCUGGUUCCCACCCCCCUGGUCAUGGCCAACAUCUCCUCCAGCCUGCAGCCCAAGACCAGGCCAGGCCUGGAGCCAAACAAGGAGAACUUCCAUCCCGGGUCCAAGGCCUCUUUCUCAGUCACCAAGCCCAGGUCGGGUCAAUGCGGUGUCCCGUCCGAGGUGAACGUUGUGGUGGUCCCUCCUCCUCCUACCAAAGUCCGGGGCCCACCAGGAGGCCCUGAGGUGGGGUUUCCCCGAGGCCCUCUGUCCUACGAAGCUCUGGUCCAGCUGAGGAAGAGUGCCUCCAUGAAGAGAGCUCCCGACAGCCCGGGAGCUGACCCCUCCAGAGACAGGAACAAACAGCCGUCGGGUCCCACACCCUUGCAGGGUCACCAUGGGAGCAGCCACCCCACGACCCCCUCCGACCCACAUCCCCAAAAGCCCACCAGGUCCAACCCCAGUCCACCGGUCGUGGCUCCCAAGCCCCAAAGAAUGCCCUCCAGUGCCUCGCGGAGUCCCCAGGACGCAGCGGCUGCCUCGCCCACCUCAAACUCACUGCAGAGCGAGAGAGUGAGGAAGGAGGCCCUGCUGAAGCUGGGGCUCCUGAGAGACAGCACGCCAGAGCCCAGGCUUGUGGGCGCCUCGCUCUGCCCUCUCAAGUCCCACUCCUACUGGGACCUCUCUGCUCACAGCGUCCUUAAAGAGCCAGGCCUCAGCAACCCGGGACAAGGCCAUCCCUUCUCCUACAUCCAGGGUUCCAGGGAGGCCCUCUCUAAGCCCCGGCCAGUACAGAGCAGCAGCAGUCUCCUUCUCCAUCGCUCCAGGAGCGAGGAGCUCGCCGCACCCCUCUCACACCCACUGAGACCCAGCGGGGUCAAGGCUGCCACCCUGGAGCGCUCCGGGGUCGGGCUGGGGAGCCAUGCCACCCAGCAGAGCGUCCCCCAGCCCCUCUCCGAUGCCCUGAGCAGCCAGAGGAAGGCUGGAUGUGGUCCCCCAGUUGGCUCAAGCAAAGCCCCAGAAAUGGUCUCUUCCUCUGCUGCUUCUGCCAAGCCCGGGGUCCAAAAGCCUGCACAGCCGGUGGGGUUCAGUGUGGUGAGGGUGCCCAACAUGGGAGAGGAUAGAAAGCAGGCCCUGAGGAAACUCGGCCUGCUGAAAGACUAGUGAAGGGUUCCUCCACUUCAGCCUUGGGUGGGUGACAGACAGGAACUAAGAAGACUUUUGGGGCCAGUUUGCUUUUAAGUCCUUGAAAUUAUACUUUGAGCUUUGAACACACACCCAGCUUCUUUUCAGCACUUUCAGUUGACUUGUCAGUUACUUGUACACUACUUUGUUCAGUUGAAAGUCAGGAAAAAGUAAUGAUUGAAAUUGAGAUUGAGUCAUGAAUGAGAUUAUUGUAAGAAUGGUAUUCCAAUUUUUCGAAUGCAAUUUGCUUUAGCUGUAGAAUAAUCAUUGUGCUACAAAAUAUCUUCAUAUGACCAAUUCAUAGAAAAGAAAAUACAAACUGAUACUGUUGAAAUUGAUCCAAAACAUGUUUAUAUAUAAUUGUUUUAAUGAUCUAAGGUUGUCAUUUCAACAAUAGUUUCAUAUCAGUGUUUGACUGUGCGAGUGAUGUAUUUUUACAGUUGUUUCCCCAUCAGUUUCCUGCAGUUUUUGUCUAAAUAUUGUUGUGAACAAAGUUUUAUGUUUGUCUUACUUUCCUUCCUGCUAUUAAAUAACAGCCUUCUUUGUCCACACUUACAAGCUAAUCAUAGUUUUGGUUUUGAACAAGGGCACAAACAGAUGUCUAAACUUGAGACUUGACAGAAGCGCUUU